AUGGUCCACGGGGCCCCACGAGCUGCCUUCCCGGCCGCAAGGCGCCGAGGACCCUGGUCCGGACGCCCCACCGUGCAGCGCCGCGAACCCACCGUGCGGCUCUUGCCGCUGCUGCCUCAUCUGCCGGCGCUGCUGCUCGGGGCGGGUGAGCGCCUGAGACCAGGGCGACCCCACCGGCCAGCCUGGGGAGCGGGGUACUCGGGUGACCGGGGGCGGGGACGGCGCACCCAGCGGGGCCAGACUAGAGCCUUCAGGGGCUGAGCUUCCAGGUGGAGACGGCGCACCUGGCAUGGGGGCUGGGGGAGGGGACUUGUGGGUACCGGGACGACCUCGGAGCUGGAAUCAGCACCCGGGACAGCGCCCGGAGUACGAGCCCAGCACCCCUGUCCUUCCUCCACUGCCACCGCGGCUCCCCUGGCACCGAGACCCUCCAAGGAGGAGCUGACCCGCUGUCUGGCAGAAGUGGUCACAGAAGUGACGCUGGGCCAGGCCAAGCGAGGCCCCUGCAUGGCUCUCCUCCACAAAGAAAUGUGUGAGACAGAGUCCUGCGGCUGUGGGUCCACUGAAGAGAAAGGCCUCCUGGUUGGGGAUUUUAAAAAGCCAGAGGCUGGGAAGACAAGGUCCAGCCAGCAGGUGAGGGAUGAGGAAGAGGAGGCAGCAGAAGGGACCCACAAGUCCGAAGUGCGGGAACAGGCCAUCCGCGAGCAGCUCCACAGCCGGCUCCACCAGGAGGACCACAAAGAGGAGGAGGAACAGAAGAGGGGGUCCGUGGAGACCUUUGAGGGCCUGUGGAAGCGGCGUCCCGAGAGUGGCAGGGGCCCCCAGAAGCGGGUGGCAGAGCAGACCAGCGAUGAGGAGACGGCCCGGUUCGAGGCAGAGGAGAAGGGGGUGCGGGUGCUGGGCAGGGGCCACAGCCUGUGGCAGGGGGCCGAGGCGGGUGGAGAGAGGCGCGAGGACCGCCACCACCUCCACCCGCCAGAAGCUGAGCCCAAGCAGGAGAGAGAGGCUUCGGACAGGGAGGAGCGUGAUGUGGAGCGGCGGGAGCACACGAGAGAUGAGCUGAGGAAGGCGACGGAGAUGCUGGGAGGGGAGCUCAGGAGGGCGGGCUGACCCCGACCUCGUGUCCUCCUUCCUCACACACCCUACGGCUUAGGACUGUUGACCCCCAAACCCUUCCAGUCCGUCACCCCACUCUGCUCCCCAACCUGCAGGAGUGGGGAGAAGGGUGUGCCUUGAAACCAGGCCUGAGGGGCCAAGUCUGAGCUGGGUAGAGGGGCUGGGCUCAGACUAACUCAGGAAACAGCCCUGACACCCAUCUAACCCACUCCAACCCUCCCGAGUGAAUAAAGCACAAAGAAAACCACCAAGGCUUAUCGUGUAGCACUUGAUUUUAGAGGGACAGGAGCUGAGGAGUGGGCAGGAGGCCUGGGAAGGCGACUGUCGAUCUAGUCACUGGUUGUCAGAACUGGGAUUUUUAUUAAAUUGGAAACUCUAUUCUAGUAAGUCAGAUGGGGUCGUCAGGGAGCGGUUUCGAGGCGGGGGUGGGAGGUAGCUGGUUUGGGCUCCGGCCACUGUGGACCACGAUGUCGUCGUAUUCAUCCUGGGGGCAGAGGGGGCCAGGCAGAGGGGCUCAGGCGGCUGCCACCUUGCUCGCUGCCCGA
Molecule: messenger RNA, 1661 nt
Organism: Physeter macrocephalus (sperm whale)
Lineage: Eukaryota; Metazoa; Chordata; Mammalia; Artiodactyla; Physeteridae
Gene: CCER2
Product: coiled-coil glutamate rich protein 2
Exons: 5
Source: RefSeq, a predicted model, not a curated record